Molecule: messenger RNA, 4878 nt
Organism: Eupeodes corollae
Lineage: Eukaryota; Metazoa; Arthropoda; Insecta; Diptera; Syrphidae
Exons: 11
Coding region: 576-4370 (1264 amino acids)
Biological process (GO): negative regulation of centriole replication; protein autoubiquitination
Cellular component (GO): peroxisome; aggresome
Molecular function (GO): ubiquitin protein ligase binding; zinc ion binding; tumor necrosis factor receptor binding
Source: RefSeq, a predicted model, not a curated record
ACUGCCACUGCAUGAAGAAUUGUAUUGUCGAAGUGAAGUGUCGCGCGCUGUGUUCCUGUCGUGUCCGCUCGCUUAAAUCGUGUUCCGAGCCGAAUUAGAAAAUAAAAUAAUUUCUUUAAUAUUUAAACCCAUUAUUUAACUAAAAUUGAAUGUUAUAAAAUAAGCAAAAACACCCUUUUUCGUUGUGUACAUCACGUAAGACAACACCACUUAAAAUCAACCCAAAGAUCUGGCUUGUUUUUUAUUUUGUUUAUUCACUUGAGACUCAAUCGAUGUUGGACAAACGACAAAGUAGAGAUAAUAGCUUCUUUUUGCAAAGUAAAAGCAGGAUACGUUUGUAUUAACCACAAAAAAGGAGAAGAAGAAGGAGCAGGAGCAAAGGCAUCACCCAGUACGCAUCACCAGGCAAGGCAGGCUAGGCGGCCUAGGAGGAAACAAAUCUAGUUUUCCUUUGUAGCAUUUGUUUGGUGGUACUCGCAUAUAAUCUUCUUCGAAAGGAGCAACGUCUUCAGUUCAGUUUCAGCUGAGAAGAAGAGGAACAAGAGGAAAAAUAAAUAAAUAAAAUAAGAAACAAAAUGCCAAAACGAGUUAAGAAUCAAGUGUGGGAGAUUGUUGGAACAGCGGCUAGUGGUGCUGGGAAUAGCAAUGGUGCAUCAACGUCCGGCGCAGUUGGAGGUGGUGCAGCAGUUGCAGCUUCAAGCGGUGCAGUUGAGCUUUUACCAGAGUCACUUAACGAUGUCUUUCGCUGCUUCAUCUGUAUGGAAAAGUUGCAAGAUGCACAUUUGUGUCCGCAUUGCUCAAAACUUUGUUGCUAUUUGUGUAUAUCGCGUUGGUUGACUGAACAACGUCGCCAAUGUCCGCAUUGCAGAGCUUCUUUGCAUGUGAAAGAUUUGGUAAAUUGCCGAUGGCUGGAGGAUGUUGCCCAGCAAAUUGAGAACCUUCAGCAGAUUUGUUCAAAUAUUCGGACCACGAAUGGCUUGAUUCAGGGAAAAGAGCAGGACUUGUGUCCGAGUCACCAGGAGAAAUUAAGUGUUUACUGUUGGACUUGUAAAUGCUGUAUUUGUCAUCAAUGUGCAUUGUGGGGUGGAACCCAUUCAGGACACACAUUCAAGCAGUUAGAACUAGUUUAUGAGACUCACAUAACCCAGGUUAAAGAAGAAGUAUCUCAGCUUCGAGCACGUCUGGCAGAACUUAUAUUGCUCGUCCAAAGUGUCGAACACAAUGUCGAAACUGUGCGUAAAGCGAAAGACGAAAAAGUGCGAGAAAUACGAAAUGCCGUCGAACUCAUGGUCAGCAGACUAGAUUCCCAAUUGAAAGUGAAACUGGUCACCCUGAUGCGCCAGAAGAAUUCACUUAGCCAAGAGACUGAACAGCUAGAGCAUCUUUUACAGGAGAUCGAGCAACAAAUGACAAUAUGUUCGAAAUCACAACUCAUAAUGAAAUCACCGGACCUCUUGAAAAUGAUUCACCAGGUGCGAAUAAAACCAAUGGCCAGCUACAUCACUGCUCCAGUACCUGCUGAUUUCCACAGUGAAAUUGUUCCUGAAUACGAUACUGGCAACUUCCUAAUGAAGCGCUUCUCUCAGCUGCAAUUGAAAGGUGCUCCUGUUCAUUCGGAGCCACUGGAGAGUAAUGGGCUGCAGUGGCGUCUUAAGGUCUAUCCCAAUGGCAAUGGAGCUGUUCGUGCAGAGUAUUUGUCGGUGUUUCUCGAACUAGCUGCUGGUUUCCCCGAGACCAGCAAGUACGAGUAUCGUGUGCAGAUGAUCCAUCAGAGUUCGAGUAAAAUAAUUCAGCGAGAGUUUGUGUCUGAUUUUGAGGUUGGCGAGUGCUGGGGUUAUAAUCGUUUCUUUCGUCUGGAUUUGUUAGCCUCCGAGGGUUAUUUGAAUUUGGCCAAAGACACUUUAGAACUUCGGUUCCAGGUUCGUCCGUCAACUUAUUUCCAGCGGUGUCGUGAUCAACAGUAUUACAUAAGUCAAUUGUUGAAAAGACAAAAAGAACUUGCUGCGGAGAAUAAGAUUCUUCGUGAGAAGGCAGCCAACGAAGAAGCAAGCAAUGGUGGUGAUCAAGUUAUCAAUUUAGACGAAGAGGGUGAUAAGCAUCAAGAGGCAAGUCAAAGUUCAGUGAAUAAUGCAACCGAAGAGACAAACAGUCAGGGAUUAAAAUCUUCGAGAAGCUUACAUUCCGAACACAGCAGCACCAGUCGACCUAGUGAAAGCGAAGAAAGUAACAAGAAGACAAGUCGCAGUGAUAUUCAGAAAAGUGUUGACGCUUCGUUUUCUGGAAUGCUACAAGCAUUGGUCAAUGGUUCCUCCACUUAUAAUUCCUCGUUUCGAGAAGGUGCCGUCGGGGGUGAGAUAAAGCCGACUAAUAGUGCAACGCCCUUGAGUUCCCCCGAGAAAUCUUCAUUCCACAUUCUUUCCAAUUCAUCACCAGAUCUCACAUCAACAACAUUAGAAAAAACAUUUCUUGGAAGUAAUAUCCUUUCAGAUGCCUCUGAUUCGGAUGGCGAAGACCCAGGAAGUUCUCCACUGCCUGCUCCCUCAUCAACAUUAUUCAAAAUCAGUGCCACUUCCUUCUCAACACAAGAUGAAAACCCAUUGGGCGAUGAUAAUGACUUUUCAUCGGGCGAGAACGAUGUUGAAUAUGCCGAAUUAUCUAUGGCUCAAGGUAUUUCUCUAAUCAAUGAUAAGUCCUCGUCCAGUGGUGCCAGUUCAUCGAGGAGACCAACUAGCAGUGGACACUCGAGUCAUCGUCAUGUAACACUCUCCCUGCUUGAUAGUACAAGUCCGACUGAAAAUAAUAGUCCCUCAGAAAUAAAUAGUUCAACUUCCCAAAACAACUGCCGUCUGCCAAUGUGCUCCGUUAAUGUUCUGGAAACGUUUUUUGAACCGCCAAAAUUCCAUUGUCAAAAUGGUGACUACCUGGACGAUAGUAUUAUUUUGAAUACCUCGAUCCCGUUGAGCUAUUCGGAAGAUUCAUUACUUAAAGAAUAUCGCAAGAGUAGGCCAUCAUCGUCGCCAUCAAGCGUCAAGGAAUCAACCGAAUCACCAUCUUAUCGCUGGGAAAAUACCGAUAAUGCAUAUUCGCGAUUGGAUCGAUUGUUAAAAACGAUUCAUUUAUCGCCGGACACCUCCCGUACACAGAUCAAUGUCCCAGUUUCGAAUGCCUCAAAACAACACUCAAAUUGCGAUGGGGAGCUGCCUGCUGAAUUUUUCACUCAGAUGGGAUUACAUACUAGUAACGAACAUAGAUCUUUAGAUGCUGAUGCAGCGAGCACAUCGAAUGGUCGUCCUUCGCGAUCCCAGACAAAAUCAUCGCAGAAGGUGGUUAAACCAAAAUUCGAGUGGACCGAUCUCUUUCCGUCCGGUGAUUUAUAUCCGUUGGUAUCACCUGUAAGACGGGUACAUCGAUUGAAGUCUGGUGAAUCAGCACGAGAUAACAGCCCUGUGUUGUCUCCACGAUGGCCAAAGAGUAGUAGUGUCAGUCUAAGGCUACCAUCUAGUGGACACAAAAAUCACAGAACUUCAACUACAACCAAUGUGCCAUCCGCAAGUACCACACAGACUGAUGACUGGAACAAAGCAGUCAACAUUUGGACUGAUUCAAUUUUAAAUACACUGCCAACUUACGAACCUCAAUUAUGUUCCUCAGCUGUUGAAGUUCGAAAUGGAUCUGCGCGAUCGUUGCCUUCACAUGCUACACCGCCGAGAGCUUCGACUUCUCAAACGAAUGCUUUUUUUAAUACUUUUGGAGCAACCACAACGAAGGGCUCCCCAGCCUCACCGCUUUAUCAAUCCUUUAACUAUCACAGGAAUUCACCUAGUACGUCCUCGGGCCGCAGUAGUUAUCAGACGGCACCUACAAGUCUGUCAUCUCGAGGCAUACCACGAAGCUCAAAGCUUUUAUUGACCAAAGAACAGAAGGGCAACGCCGCUGCUGCUGCCGCUGCCAAUGCCACUGCCGCCAUCUUCGCACAAUCAAGCUUAGGCAGGGGAGACAAAUGUGAUCUAGAACCAGUGACUGGAGACGAAGAUAUGUUGGACCGCUAUUUUAGGCAGACACGUGCUUCCUCGAUGCUAUACAAUGAGAUCUCUCAGACGAAAGCAAGCGGAAUAGAUGAUGACGAAUUGGAUGACGAACGCCUUAUCAGUAUUACAGGUCUCAUGUCGACUCCUCCAAUAUCUUUAGAAUCAAGCCGAGAGUCAACUACAGAUCCAUCAACGACUGCACCGGUAGGUGGCGACACGCCCACUCCCACUACAUCAACUACGUCUGCGACUUCAAGAAACGAUAACAACGGUAUUGUUAGCCGAUCAGUUACUGCUUCAAAACGCAAAGAGAGGAUCGCCGAAAGACCAAAUUCGUCCUAAAGACAAGCUCGUUUAAAUAGAUAAUUUUUAUGAUUUCGAUUUAAACCAACAAAAUUGAGCAUCAUAUUAACUACACUGUCGACAAAUAACAAAUUAUGUAUCUAUAUCUAUUUAUUUAGUAGGAUAGAGAUAUUCAUGGUUUAAAGAUUAAAAAAAAGAGCUGCUUUUUUGCUUCUCUUCAAUAUAUUGAUAUUGAAAUUGAAACAAAACAAAAACCAAAAGAAAAUUACGAUCUUCAUACAAAAAUAUUUGCCCACAUUUGUUGUUCUAGCUGUAAUUUUUAUUCAAUGAAGUAUUUAUUAGAUGUUUUGAACCCUUAAGUCACACAAAUUGUUUUGAUAAAAAUUAUCGGUUCAAACAAAUUUUUACAAAAAAUAUGAUAUUUUUGAGUUACGUUUAUUAUUUGAAUGAUGACUGUUGUAUAAAUAACAUAAAUUUUUCCUUUAUUAUUUUUAUUGUGAUACAUUUUUGCUCUAUAAUAAAAAUUCUAAACUCUUGAAAAAAUGUA